ACUUCAUCCUUUCAAUCCCAUACGUUUCAUAGGAAACCAACUGUAUAAAAAGUUUGCUGCGUGUAAAAAAAAAAAAAAAGGAAACAAAAGUCAUUUAUUAAAGAUGAAACAGAACUUUUCAAUCCUUUUCAAGCUUUUGACAAUACAAUGUCUUUCAGUUGUUUGCCUUUGUCAAGAUUUUGAUUUCUUCUACUUCGUCCAACAGUGGCCAGGAUCAUACUGCGACACAAGGCACAGUUGCUGCUAUCCAAAGACAGGGAAACCUGCAGCAGAUUUUGGGAUUCAUGGGCUUUGGCCAAAUUAUAAGGAUGGAGGCUACCCAUCAAACUGUAAUCCUGACAGUGAAUAUGAUAAAUCUCAGAUCUCAGACUUGACAAGCAGUCUGCAAAAGGAUUGGCCAACACUAUCAUGCCCCAGCGGGGAUGGUAACAAGUUCUGGUCACAUGAAUGGAUAAAGCACGGAACCUGCUCCGAAUCUGAACUCGACCAGCACGAUUACUUCGAAGCAGCAUUGAAGCUGAAGGAGAAAGUAAACCUGCUCCAAGCUCUCAAGGAUGCAGGAAUCAAACCAGACGAUGAAUUUUAUGAACUAAGCAGCAUCGAAGAAGCCAUUAAAGAAGCAACUGGAUAUACUCCAGGCAUAGAAUGUAAUGUGGAUGGAUCAAGAAAUAGCCAGCUCUUCCAAGUUUAUCUGUGUGUGGACACUUCUGGGUCGGAGAUCAUUGAAUGCCCAGUGCUACCAAGGGGGAGAUGCGCGUCUCGAGUCCAAUUUCCUAAGUUUUAGAUGUGUAAAACAUUGCCACCUUAUUUAAUCUCUUGUAUUAAACUGUUUACUAAUUCAUUGCUCCGUUGGCAAUAAAAUGGAAAUUUUUGUUA
Molecule: messenger RNA, 876 nt
Organism: Ricinus communis (castor bean)
Lineage: Eukaryota; Viridiplantae; Streptophyta; Magnoliopsida; Malpighiales; Euphorbiaceae
Product: ribonuclease 3
Exons: 4
Coding region: 104-784 (226 amino acids)
Biological process (GO): RNA catabolic process
Cellular component (GO): extracellular region
Molecular function (GO): ribonuclease T2 activity; RNA binding
Source: RefSeq, a predicted model, not a curated record